Messenger RNA from Anolis sagrei ordinatus, 2433 nucleotides. NCBI's taxonomy places the organism in Eukaryota, Metazoa, Chordata, Lepidosauria, Squamata, Anolidae. The record is from RefSeq and is a predicted model, not a curated record.
AUGAUUGGUGGAAGAUGUAAACAUUUUGUAUUUUCUGGACUACUUCUCAUCAGCUUUAAAAUGGUUUUUUCUGCUAACACAGGUUUCACUGUAUCUGUAUAUGAUGUGACAUCAACGAGUCUCUACAUCCGAUGGUCCAAAUUUCCAGGAGCUUUUUCUUAUAGAGUAAUGGCAUCACCUGUGAACAUAGUGGGCCAUUCUUUGAUGGCUUAUUUCACUGAUGUUACCAUUGUAGGCACUCUAACAUCACUGUCUCCUGACACAGUCUACACAGUAAAGGUGGAAGCCAUUGACAUCAAUGGGAUUUUACUGGCCGAAGCCCAUACUAUGCAAUUAACAGCUCCAGAGAUUCCUACUAUUGAAAAAGCCUAUUCAAAGCUGAGUAACAGUAUCACAGCAGAAUGGGCAGCAGUCCCAGGAGCAUCCAGUUACCUGCUGACAGCACAGGACGGAGAGUCCUUCAUUGAAACAAUAGUCACAGGUUCACCAGGCACUGUGACAGGGCUGAAGGCUGCUACGCUGUACAAAAUCACCAUCCAAUCUAUAAACGCUGGAGGAAGAAGCCAGCUUUCACUUUCUAAAAAGGCCAAAACAGUACUUCCUGCACCCAUCCUGGCAGCAAAUUCCCCAAGUCAUGACAGCAUAGUGGUGAGCUGGAGAGCUGUAUGUAUGGCUGUUGGAUUCUUCAUUUCUAUCAUGAGAGCAGAUGGUUUGGGUGGCAUGUUGAAGGAAAACACUACCAACGACUCCUUGAUAUUUUCAAGCCUAGACCCAGGAACUCUCUAUACCAUCAAGGCACAUGCUUGGGAUGCUAAUGGAAUACCGGGGGAUGACUCCACCUACAACCAAAGAACAAGGCCCCGUGCACCAGAAGAUGUCCAAGUGGUUUUUGAAAGUGGAGCUUUUAGAGCAACUGUUUCCUGCAUGCCAUCAGAGGGGGCUUCCAGAUACGCCAUUGCAGCCUUCAGUGGCCUCUCCAAACUCAACUGUAAUACUACGUCUACUUCUUGCACGAUCCUAUCACUUGACUGUGGGACGAAAUAUUCCCUGUCUGUGGUAGCUAGUAAUGAGGCUGGUUCCAGCUUGCCCACAGAGGCAAUGGCUUUCAAAACAGUCCCUUGCGCUCCGGAAAGUAUAACAAUUGAAGAAGAUGAGCCUGGAAGCCUUGAAGUCUCCUGGUCGGAUGUUGACCUCAGUGAUUAUUAUGUUGUCUUUGUGAAAAGUGAUGAUGGCUUGGAGGUGCACUGCAACACAUCACAUACUCAAUGCCACUUCCAAUCUGACUGCGGUUUCACCUAUUUCAUUAGUGUCUUUGCCUACAACAAGGCGGGGCAGAGCCCCUUAGGGGACAUAUUUAACUAUACAACAGCACCUUGCUGCCCCAGUGAUUUUAACCCAGUGUUUGUGUCAAGCGACACAAUUCAAAUUGUCUGGCCUCCUGUCCGUGGUGCUGAAAUGUAUGAAACCAAAGCUGUUGACUGGCCGAAUGAAUUCUUGUGCAAUGACACUGCCACCAUAUGCACCUUGUCUGCGCUGCAGUGCAACACUCAAUACAAUAUCACCGUCUACUCUUUCAGUGAAAUCCGAGGCAGCAACACAUCAUGUGCAUCUAAACCUGUGGCAACUGCUCCAUGUCGUCCAGAAAUCAAAAGUGUCUCUAAGGAUGCUGUUUCAGUAAUUAGUGUAUACUGGCAUGCCAAUAAUGACGAAGCAACGUAUACAGUCACUGCCAAAGGAGCAGCAGGAAAAUGGCACUGUGAAAGCUCUGGAAGUUCAUGUACUAUCCCUAAUCUCCCCUGUGGGUCUUCGUUUUCUGUCAGUGUUGUAGCAAGGACAGAAGCAGGGCAGAGCUUGCCGAGUUACAGUGUCCCCUUAGAAACUGCUCCUUGCUGCCCGGCUGAUCUUACGGUAACCCAAGUGACACAGUCUGUAACAAACAUCAGCUGGUCUUCUGGGACUGGUGCAAUAACACACAUAACAACUUUGGAAGCACACACAGGAUUUGCCAGGUGCCACACGCUCCAGAAGUACUGCCUCCUGGGAUGCAUUACAUGUGGAACCAACUACAGUGUGUCUGUCCAAGCAAUUAGUGAAACAGGUUUAAUAUCAAAUUGUACAUAUGGAGGAUUUUCAUCAAGUGCCUGCUGCCCUUCUGGGGUGCAACUAUACAGACUGGACAACAAUGGCAUACGAAUACAUUGGCAUACCUCUGAAGGCUCAAUAAACUAUAGUACUGCUCUUUACGGAUCAAAAGGAAAUUUCACCUGUACGCCUAACACAGACCUGACCUACUGCGAUAUCACUGAGAUACCCUGUGGAGAUGUCUAUACAGUUGUGGUGUCACCGGUAACUGAUGAAGGAUCAAGACUUGGAUUUUGUCCUAAGAAGAUAUAUUCAGGGUUGUUUUACGAACGACAGAACAGUGGCAUGUAA